This is a messenger RNA of Jaculus jaculus (lesser Egyptian jerboa), 1387 nucleotides long. Its product is annotated as serine/threonine-protein kinase Nek7. Gene Ontology annotation, biological process: protein phosphorylation. The record is from RefSeq and is a predicted model, not a curated record. Lineage: Eukaryota; Metazoa; Chordata; Mammalia; Rodentia; Dipodidae. Gene Ontology annotation, molecular function: protein kinase activity; ATP binding.
UCCUUUGAAAAGACUUCCUGUUGUUUCAGACAAUGGAUGAGCAGUCACAAGGCAUGCAAGGACCUCCUGUUCCUCAGUUUCAACCACAGAAGGCCUUACGACCGGAUAUGGGCUACAAUACAUUAGCCAACUUCCGAAUAGAAAAGAAAAUUGGUCGUGGACAAUUCAGUGAAGUUUAUAGAGCAGCCUGUCUCUUCAAUGGAGUACCAGUAGCUUUAAAAAAAGUGCAGAUAUUUGAUUUAAUGGAUGCCAAAACACGUGCUGACUGUAUCAAAGAAAUAGAUCUCUUAAAGCAACUGAACCAUCCAAAUGUAAUUAAAUAUUAUGCAUCAUUCAUUGAAGAUAACGAAUUAAACAUAGUUUUGGAAUUGGCAGAUGCUGGCGAUCUCUCCAGAAUGAUAAAGCAUUUUAAGAAACAGAAGAGGCUGAUUCCUGAAAGAACUGUCUGGAAGUACGUCGUUCAGCUGUGCAGUGCAUUGGAGCACAUGCACUCUCGGAGAGUCAUGCAUAGAGAUACAAAACCAGCUAAUGUGUUCAUUACAGCCGCUGGAGUGGUUAAACUUGGAGAUCUUGGUGUUGGUCGGUUUUUCAGCUCAAACACUACAGCUGCACAUUCUCUAGUGGGUACACCUUAUUACGUGUCUCCUGAGAGAAUACAUGCAAAUGGAUACAACUUCAGGUCUGACUUCUGGGCUCUUGGCUGUCUACUGUAUGAGGUGGCUCCAUUACAAAGUCCUUUCUAUGGUGACAAGAUGAAUUUAUACUCAUUGUGUAAGAAGAUAGAGCAGUGUGACUACCCACCUCUCCCUUCAGAUCACUACUCAGAGGAACUAGGACAGUUAGUUAAUGUGUGCAUCAACCCAGAUCCUGAGAAGCGACCAGAUAUCACCUAUGUUUAUGAUGUAGCAAAAAGGAUGCACGCAUGCACUGCAAACAGCUAAACUCUCAAGAUCAUGAAGAACAUAACCAAAAUAAUUUAAAGUAUUUUUGUGCAAAUCAUACCCCCCCCCCCAAUAUUGUCUGGGUGUUACAAGGAAUAUUUCAGAGCUCACGUGCUUUGAAUCCUUAACCAGUUUUCAUAUAAGCUUCAUUUUUCUACCAGUCUGAACCACCUUGCAAACCCAAACAAAUGACUUUGAUAUAAUUAUAUUACAUGUUAGAAUGACAAGUGUAACAUGAUAGUUCUCAGUGGCUAAAGAUUUUAGAAUUAUUUGGAGUUUUCUGCUGAUGAAUUGUGUUCUGAUGUAUUGUCAGUGUCAAAUACUGAAGCUCCACCUCAACACAUAGAGAUGCAGACCUGAGGAAAGUCACCCUUUGGCUUGUUGGCUUUUAGCCAGAUUGAAGUGAACAUUUGGUGGGCUUUCUUUCUUUCUUUCUCUCUUCCUUU